Molecule: messenger RNA, 762 nt
Organism: Letharia columbiana
Lineage: Eukaryota; Fungi; Ascomycota; Lecanoromycetes; Lecanorales; Parmeliaceae
Exons: 3
Coding region: 1-762 (253 amino acids)
Source: RefSeq, a predicted model, not a curated record
AUGCCAGUAACGACUCGUAGCCAAGCCAAUACGGAUGCGAACCAAGGCAACGGUCGGCCUCGAGGCGAGAACGAGAUCGAGCAAAACGAAACCCGACCUCCUUUCAACGAGAACGAGGCAGAAACGUUCUACCCUGUCUUCUGCCUCACGGAGAUCCCAGACGAAUAUACCGACGAACUCGUACAAUACACCGACGAGUACUCACGCUGGAUUGGAGUCACCUCCAACGAUCCGAAGAACGUGCUCGCGGACAUCGAGGCCAACGUGGGCAGGUUGAGGCCCACGCCUUUCAUCGGCUACACCAUGCGCCAGGUCUACGGCUUUUUCAAAAGACAUCUCCGACCCGCGGAGAACUACAACGGUCCCGACAUGCGUUUCCCGAAUUUCACUUUCAUCGUCGUCGACGAACGGUGCGUCCGGUCUAGGCCCCGGCAAAUCAUCAUCUGCUGCGACGCUCCAGACUUCGGCGAGAGAAGUACCAAGCUCAAGCUGUUGCGGUUGCCCAUCGACCAGGCGUUGGACAACCUAUGCCCUCUGGAGCAGCUGGCUUUCACCGUGAGCACAAUCGGACAUCCUAGCGGCAAGUCGAGGCUUAUAAUGCCGCCGCCAAGGAGAAUUCCGUGGCCGGAUCGACCAGGGCGAUACAGGUGGGCAACGGCGGCGGAAGCAAGGAAGAUUGUGAGGGGAGCGAUUCGAGGGUGGAAGACGGCAGACGAGGCACUGGGGAAGGUAGAGCCUUUUGCAAUUGCAUCCGGACGGUGA